UGUGUUUAGUGGAUCAGAGGGAUCUGCAUUAGAACAGCUUGAAGGUGGCCCCUGUGCUGUUAUUGCACCUGUUCAGGCAUUUCUUUUGAAGAAGCUCCUGUUUUCUUCUGAGAAGUCGUCUUGGAGGGAUUGCCCAGGGAAGAGCGGAAGGAACUCCUUUGUCACACCUUAAGUGAUAUUUUAGAAAGUGCCUGUUGUGACAACUCGGGAUCAUACUGCUUGGUUACAUGGUUAAGAGGAAAGACAACUGAGGAAACUGCUGGUAUUUCCGGGAGUCCCGCAGAGUCUAGUUGCCAAGUGGAACAUUCCUCUGCCUUGGCUGUCGAAGAGCUUGGCUUUGAGCGAUUUCAUGCAUUAAUUCAAAAAAAGAUCAUUCGGAAGUUUAUCAGAAUUAAAAGAUGCUGUCUUGGCUCAGUAUCCAAUGUGGGGAAACAAAUUUGGAGUAUUGCUUUUUCUGUAUUCUGUGUUACUGACAAAGGGCAUUGAAAACAUAAAAAAUGAAAUUGAAGAUUCAACCGAACCUUUGAUAGAUUCUGUGUAUGGACAUGGCAGCCAAAGUUUAAUUAAUCUCCUACUGAUGGGACACGCUGUUUGUAAUGUAUGGGAUGGUGAUAGAGAGUGCUCGGGAAUGAAACUUCUUGGUAUACAUGAACAAGCAGCUGUAGGAUUCUUAACAUUAAUGGAAGCUUUAAGAUACUGUAAGGUUGGUUCUUACUUGAAAUCUCCAAAAUUCCCUAUUUGGAUUCUUGGCAGUGAAAUUCACCUCACCAUAUUUUUUGCCAAGGAUAUGGCUUUAGUUGCCCCUGAGGCUCCAUCAGAACAAGCCAGGAGAGUUUUCCAAACCUAUGAUCCAGAAGAUAAUGGAUUCAUACCCGAUUCACUUCUAGAAGAUGUGAUGAAAGCCUUGGAACUUGUUUCAGAUCCUGAAUAUAUAAAUCUCAUGAAGAAUAAAUUAGAUCCAUAAGGAUUAGGAAUCAUAUUAUUGGGUCCAUUUCUUCAAGAAUUUUUUCCUGACCAGGGCUCCAGUGGGCCAGAGUCUUUCACUGUCUACCGCUACAACGGAUUGAAGCAGUCAAACUAUAAUGAAAAGGUAAUAUAUGUGGAAGGGACUGCCAUUAUUAUGGGUUUUGAAGAUCCCAUGCUACAAACAGAUGACACCCCUAUUAAAUGCUGUCUCCAAACCAAAUGGCCAUACAUUGAAUUACUCUGGACCACAGAUCACUCUCCUUCACUAAACUGA
Hipposideros armiger (great roundleaf bat) is the source of this 1240-nucleotide messenger RNA. Its product is annotated as ubiquitin carboxyl-terminal hydrolase FAM188A-like. Gene Ontology annotation, biological process: protein K48-linked deubiquitination. Gene Ontology annotation, molecular function: K48-linked deubiquitinase activity; cysteine-type deubiquitinase activity. The record is from RefSeq and is a predicted model, not a curated record. Lineage: Eukaryota; Metazoa; Chordata; Mammalia; Chiroptera; Hipposideridae.